Molecule: messenger RNA, 2019 nt
Organism: Daucus carota subsp. sativus
Lineage: Eukaryota; Viridiplantae; Streptophyta; Magnoliopsida; Apiales; Apiaceae
Product: F-box/kelch-repeat protein At1g51550
Exons: 2
Coding region: 133-1521 (462 amino acids)
Molecular function (GO): protein binding
Source: RefSeq, a predicted model, not a curated record
GUAGUGUAAGUAAAUCUUUGUCUGUACAUAACAGAUAGAUACAGAUUAAUAAUACACUGCUAACUCAAGUAGACACACUCACACACACUAGUAGGUGAAAUCUAGUAGCUUCACUUUGUGAACUCUUCUAAAAUGGCAGAAUCAUCACCAUCAUCAUCAUCAUCUUCACCAACAACUACAGCAACAUGGGCCAAUGGAAUGUUGAUUCUUGCAGAAGACCAGUUGUUGCUUAUCUUGAUGUUGUUGCCAGUCCAAUCUGUACUAUGUUUGGGCAUGACUUGUCGGAGAUUGAGGUCACUCUUGUCUCAAUCAGACACCCUUUGGGAGUCUCUUUGUGUUAGAGACUGGAGACUCCGAGAUUUGGGUGAUGAUGAUGAUGGUGCUGCUGGUGGUGUUAGUAAGUAUAAGAAGAUGUACAGAAGGGUGUAUCAGCUUCAGGCGGUGUCGUGCCGGGGGCUUUCGGUCUCUGAUCCUGAUGUUUAUCCUGGCCCUAGAGCUUCCCACUCCCUCAAUUUUGUCUCCGGAUCUCUGCUCUUCUUGUUUGGUGGUGGUUCUGAUGGAGGACGUCAUCUUGAUGACACUUGGAUAGGAUACUUGAGCAAUGACAUGAAGAGAAUAUUGAAAUGGCAACUGGUCAACACAGGAGUUCCAAGUGGGCGAUUUGGGCAUUCUUGUGUUGUAAUCUGUGAUCAUAUUAUCCUUUUCGGAGGGAUAAAUGACAAUGGAAUUCGCCAAAAUGAUACAUGGGUAGGGGAGAUAGCGUUACAUGAGACAUUGGGGGUAACAUUGUCUUGGAGGCUACUUGACUUGCUUUCUGUUGCACCUCCACCACGUGGGGCCCAUGCUGGCUGCGCUGUUGAUAAAAAUAGGAUGCUAAUCCAUGGUGGGAUCGGACUGUCUGGUUUGAGGCUAGGUGAUGCAUGGGUUCUAGAUAUAGCAGAAAAUUUUGCCUUUGGCACUUGGCAUGAAGUGGUGGGUCAUACAUUGCCUGUGGCUCGUUCAGGACACACAUUAACUUAUAUAGGUGGAACUCAAACAAUUUUAUUUGGUGGGAGGGGAUUGGGUUAUGAGGUGCUUCAUGAUGUCUGGCUCUUUGAUACUUCAGAAGGUCAGUCAAGGUGGGUACAGUUGCUGUAUGAAUUAGGAAAUAUACCAGACGGGUUUUCUCUCCCCAGAGUUGGUCACUCAGCUACCCUCAUCUUGGGAGGUCGAGUACUCAUUCAUGGUGGAGAAGACAUGUACAGGCGUAGGAAGAACGACUUUUGGGUUUUAGAUAUCAAUGCUAGGUCAUUUAAAAUGCAGUCAGCUAAUAUAUAUCAAAGGGCCGGGACACGUAUGUGGAAAAGGCUCAAGUCGGAGGGUGUUAUACUUAAUUGCAGGUCAUUUCAUCGGGCUUGUGCAGAUAGUUCUGGUCGUUACUUGUAUAUAUUUGGUGGAAUGUUGGAUGGGUUACUACAACCUGCUGAAGCUUUUGGCUUGAGAUUUGAUGGGGAACAUUUUCUAGUGGAGCUUGUGAUCUAGCUUUGAAGUGUAUAUAAUUAGGGAAUGAAGAAUCGUGCUUUAACUGCUGGGUUAAUCACAUUCUUCCGUGUGUCAAGUCUGACUGGCUAAGAAGAUAAACAUGCGGCGACCAACUUCUUUUCCUAAGAAUUGUAGUUUGUGCUGCAAAUCAGAUGCAGUAAUGCAGCAUGUCUUACCCCGAAAAAAGUACAUGCAAUGCAGCAACAGUUACUUUUGAGAGGAGACUAAAUUGAUGUGACCCUCGUAUGCAAAAGGGCUCGAUGCAGCACGGUUUCAUAUAGGGGAAGUGCAUUCAAGUGAGAUUCAAAGCUCAUGUUGAGAAUAAAGUCCUAAAUUUGAAUGAUUAAUAAUGAAGCUUUUGUCUCAUACUUUUGACGGGAGAAUGGAUUGAAAGAAACAAAUGGUGUAAAAGUAGAAGUGAGGGCUAGGGUUGAGAGGUGAGUUUUGCUUUGGCAAGAAUUUUGAAUAAAAUGGUGGAAGUAAGAAAUGCCUAUACAA